Molecule: messenger RNA, 2290 nt
Organism: Prosopis cineraria
Lineage: Eukaryota; Viridiplantae; Streptophyta; Magnoliopsida; Fabales; Fabaceae
Product: probable amino-acid acetyltransferase NAGS2, chloroplastic
Exons: 10
Coding region: 65-2026 (653 amino acids)
Biological process (GO): L-arginine biosynthetic process
Cellular component (GO): cytoplasm
Molecular function (GO): L-glutamate N-acetyltransferase activity, acting on acetyl-CoA as donor
Source: RefSeq, a predicted model, not a curated record
AAAGUUCAACGUUGGUAAAAUUACAUUCAUUAGUUUCUAAGACUCGGGUCCCAUUACUGCAGCCAUGGAUGGCGGCUUCUCGUCCCCUAGAAAUUUCUUUCGUUCGCUAAUGUCACCCGCCCCGAAAUAUGACACUUCUUUUGCUCUUGAUAGCCUCUCAAUGGCGGCUCCAAUACCGAGCUCUUACAUUUCUCUGCACGCUUCUCGCAAAUUUUCAGAUUUCCACUUGCGUACUGACCUGUGCUAUUCUUCUCGCAAUUUAUACUCGCAACUGAAUGCAAGAUUUCGUUCCCUAAAACCCUUAGCAUUAGCCGCCGAUGACAAAGCAAAGCUCAAUGAAGCGGCCUCAACCAAAUGCGAUGGGUUCAGCGACGAAUUGGGAGAAAGCGCGGAAGGGGAAAGCCUCGGCACGGUGGAAGAUAAGCAAUUUGUGCGCUGGUUUCGCGAGGCCUGGCCUUACUUGUGGGCCCAUAGAGGCGGCACCUUCGUCGUGAUUAUUUCCGGUGAAAUCGUCUCCAGUCCUUUCUUAGAUCCUAUUCUCAAGGAUAUAGCUUUCCUUCAUCACCUGGGAAUUCGGUUUGUUCUUGUCCCGGGGACCCAUGUGCAAAUAGACAAGCUUUUGACUGAGAGAGGGAGCCAACCUAAGUAUGUUGGUCGAUAUAGGAUUACCGAUGAUGAAUCUCUUGCUGCUGCAAUGGAAGCAGCUGGGGGAAUAAGGUUGAUGAUGGAAGCAAAACUUUCUCCUGGACCGUCCAUAUGCAAUAUUCGUCGACAUGGUGGCAAUAGUCGUUGGCAUGAAGUUGGUGUCAGUGUUGCUAGUGGUAACUUUCUCGCAGCUAAGAGAAGAGGGGUUGUUGAUGGAAUUGACUAUGGAUCAACUGGAGAAGUUAAGAAAGUAGAUGUUUCUCGCAUGCGUGAGAGGCUUGAUGGUGGUUGUAUAGUUCUUUUAAGUAACCUUGGUUAUUCCAGCUCUGGAGAAGUAUUAAAUUGCAACACCUAUGAAGUUGCAACAGCUUGUGCAUUAGCUAUUGGAGCAGACAAGCUUAUUUGCAUUAUAGAUGGUCUAAUACUUGAUGAGAAUGGACAUCUUAUUCGUUACUUGCCUCUUCAAGAAGCAGAUUUGUUAAUUCGUAAACGGGCCGAGCAAAGUGAAAUAGCUGCUAACUAUGUGAAAGCUGUUGAUGUAAAUAAUUUCAGCUCUGCUGGUCAUAAAAGUUCUAAUGGAACAGCCCAUUCCCCACAGAAUGGAGAUGCCUUUACUCCAACCCAUAAUGCAACCUUUCAUAAUGGUGUGGGUUUUGACAAUGGGAAUGGCCUAUGGUCUGGUGAACAAGGCUUUGCUAUUGGAGGUCAAGAGCGGCUAAGUCGAAUGAAUGGUUACCUGUCAGAAUUGGCUGCAGCAGCUUUUGUUUGCAGAGGAGGUGUUCAAAGAGUUCACUUGUUGGAUGGUACUAUUAGUGGAGUUUUGUUGUUGGAAUUGUUUAAGAGAGAUGGAAUGGGAACAAUGGUGGCCAGUGAUCUGUAUGAAGGUACUCGGAUGGCUCGGGUUGCAGAUGUUCCUGGAAUAAAACAACUUAUUCAGCCUUUGGAAGCAUCUGGUGUAUUGGUUAAGAGGACUGACGAGGAGUUGCGUCAAGCAGUGGAUUCCUUCAUUGUUGUUGAAAGGGAGGGUCAAAUAAUUGCUUGCGCUGCCCUUUUUCCUUUCUUUGAGGAGAAGUGUGGAGAGGUUGCUGCCAUUGCAGUGUCACCAGACUGUCGAGGCCAAGGACAGGGUGACAAAUUGCUUGACUAUAUUGAGAAGAAGGCUUCAUCUCUUGGGUUGAACAUGCUUUUCCUGCUUACUACUCGGACAGCAGAUUGGUUUGUAAGGCGUGGAUUUUCAGAAUGUUCAAUUCAUUAUAUACCGGAGAAAAGGAGGGGCAAAAUCAAUCUGUCCCGUAAUUCCAAGUAUUAUAUGAAGAGGCUUCUACCCGACAGAAGUGAAUUACAGUUGGUAGGAAAUUUGUACAGGAUUAGCGUUGUCUAGUUUAGUUGUUUUUUUUUUUUUUCGGUGGGUUAGGCAAGGGGCUAUGCAAUGUUGCAGGCAAUAAUCUUGUCGUUGUCCUAUCAGCAGUUCCGACUGGUUUAUGUAUUGCAUAAGUUGCAUUUACUCUGUUAUCGUUGUGAUUAUGAACGUACUCCCAAUUGCUUUCCAGAUUGAGUCCCCCCCCCCUCCUGCCCCGUUGCCCUCAUGUCAACAAAUAAAAGAUUAAUUUUAAAGCAGGAAUCACGAGGUUGCUUGUCCACGCAA